AUGCGAUUUGGCAGCAACUUGCAUCUGCGGCGGGUCCCAGCCUGGACUGAGUCUUACGUCGACUACAACCGCCUCAAGGCCCUCGCCGACGCUGAGUCGUCUCUUCCAGAACUCGGAGAGGCCAUCCGCUUUGAAACCCGCAUUGUGGACAUGUUCCUAGCGUCGUAUAAUAAACAGAUCGAAACACAGUUCCUGGCCCUUCAGCAGCGGUGGGGGAUCCGGAUUGGCCAUCGCGUGCUUCAUGACUGCCAGGGCGACAUAAAGGUCUCGCUCUUGGAGAUUGCGGAUAAAAUAGCCAAAGCGGAGUCUUACUUUAGGGUCAACCAGGACGCAGUGUCGCGUAUUCUUGACAAGGCUGCAAUCAAGUACACUGACGCCGAGGUGAAGGGUAUCAAAGCCCACUUCAAGCACCCAUGGAAAGACCGCUCGGCUCUUCUCGAGAUCAAUGUGACCUUACAGCACGUCCAAGAGGCUCUUCAGAAGACUGCAGAAGCAAACGGCGAGUCCCCUUCCCGAUCGCUGCUACUGGAGCAGUGUUGGUUUGGCCGAUUUCCGCCUGACAUACUCCGAUAUUUAUACAACGACGAUGCUUCAAAACUUGAGCAGGCCCUGAGUCUCCAUGUCCCAGAGUCCUCGGAAGUACGACAGCCAGUCCUCGUCAGCUUAGUUCAAGUCGCUACCGUCUAUGGAUCCUCUAGCUGCCAGAUGAAGCUUCUGAAGAGCCUGCGGUCCAGCUCAGUCAAACCAAAUUCCCUUGCACCUCCGGACUACCUCCAACGGAUUAUCCAGCACCUUAGUCGGGCUGAUCCACCACUUGACAGUUCCUCCGCCACGACUAGCUUUGGCCAGAUACUGAAGCUGCUGCACCCAACUCAACUUGAUCUUUUACAGAGCCGAGAUGGACUGGGGCGUCUACCUCUUCACUACGCUGCGCUCUCCGGCUUCGACGGAGUAUGCCGCGAGAUAAUAUCCGUUAUGCAGGGCUCGGCCGAGGCUAGUCUUCUAGGAAAGCUUUGCCUUAGUCCUGACAAGUUCAGCUUGACACCGUUAGACUAUGCCGUUCAAAGAGGCUAUACGGCUGUGGCGGCGCUCCUCCUGGGAGUUUGCGAGACUCCGAUUUGCUGCGGGAAACUGCAGCCGGCUGGCAUGACAGACCUUCUCAACACAGCUAUCGCUUCCAGAUCUCUGGACAUCGCCCGUUUGUUGAUCAAAAAGGGCUGGGGUGUGCGAUUUGUGGGCAGGUCAAGUCGCACCAUUUUGCAUACCGUAGCGGAGCAGGGACUUGCAGAGUUGGUUAGGGAUGUUGUUGCUCUCGGAGUGGACAUCGAUGCCCGGGAGAGAGGCAGGGGGUGGACAGCUCUUACUACUGCCAGCGUGCAAGGACACCAUGCCGUCGUUGAGGCGCUGAUCGACUCUGGCGCCAGAGCUGAGAUCCGUGAUUAUCGGGGUUGGUUGGCUAAGGACCAUGCGGCGUACCGCGGACAUAUGAAAGUGGUUGAUGCCAUCAAGUCCGACGGGUCAUCUAAGCUACAGCCAAAGUCUGACCAGCGUCUAGGCAUAGUCAAUAUCCUCCCAGAGCGGUCCCCAUCAGACUCGGUCAUCUUAGUCCACCUCGGCACACUGGACAUGUGGAAAGGGACUACCACCGCAGUUGAUAUUACACCGUACAAGAGGCGCAUCUCGCCGCUUCAGGUUCAUGACACAAGCUUAGAGCUUUCCAUCUCUCUCGUAGGGAACGACCAAAAGAAGACCGUCCUCCUCCCAUACCUAUCGGAAAACUCAGACCGGCCUUGGUGCUUUACAACUAAUGAUCCGCACAAUGCGGCAGUCGUGUUGAAUGUCAGCAAUCUGGCUGACAAGACUUCCAUCGGUACAGGCGUCGCGUUGGUUGGAAGCUUGAGAGCAUCCUUGGGCAGCAAGAGGGAAACGCUGAUUCGUGAUUAUAGUAUCCCGCUCGUCAGUGAUAAAUUUGGCCAUGUCGGCAGCGUCGUUAUUUCAGCUGUCAUAGCUCGUCCUUAUCACGGUGCUUGCUCGCCUCCUCGAACAUCUCAAACAUUGGCCCUCGAAAAGUCAUCACGUCUCGGUGGCCAUCGCGGCAACGGUCAAAAUACUAGGUUUAACUCCUUGCAAAUCGGCGAGAAUACGAUCAAAUCAUUCCUCACGGCCAAGGAGCUGGGAGCCGACGUCGUCGAGCUGGAUGUCCAACUCACCAAGGACCAUGUGCCGGUUAUCUACCACGACUUUCUUGUAGCAGAGAAGGGGUCUGAUGCGCCAAUGCAUACUCUGACCUACAAGCAGUUUAUGGCUAUCAGCGACGCUCAAACAUCCUCGACUUGGCAUGAGGAGCCGAGGAAAAGGCUGCCAUGGGACGAGCGCGAGCGUCCUCUAUCCCUGCGAAACACUCGUCGCAUGUCGCUCUGUGCCCCAUUGGACAGCGCCACGGCUGCCCUUACUGACCACAUGAAGAACACACUCAAUUACCCGGGAUACAAACCAAAUCUCAGGCAUCACAGUAUCCAUGAACCAUUCAUCACGCUUGAGGAGCUCUUCUGUAGCCUGCCAGAGGACAUUCCGUUGGACAUUGAGCUCAAUGAACGAGUUGCUGAAACGUAUCCAGAAUAUCCCAUGCUUUAUGAGGCCGCCGACUUCCAAAUGGACAACUACGCGACUGAGAUCAACGUCUUCCUUGAUACCAUUCUCUCCGUAACAUACGCCCGUGCCGGCAAUCGCCGAAUAAUCUUCACUUCAUUUAGCCCCGACAUCUGCAUGGUCCUUGCUGUCAAACAGCAGAUUUACCCCAUACUCUUUCUCAACGACUCGUCGAACUGGCCCACCGGCGAUAUGCGAGCGACGUCCCUGCAGACAGCGAUGCGCCUAGCUCACAGAUUCGGGCGUCAUGGCGUGGCCAUGUCAUCAGAGCCUUUUGUUCACAGCCCCGGAACUGUAGGGCUAGCCAGAGGCCAGGGACUAUACACGGCAUCGUACGGACCGCUAAACGACGAUGGGGCCAGCGUUGAGAUUCAAGCGAAAGCUGGCGUUGAUUUGAUCAUCAUCAACAAGGUCAAACUGAUGAGGCAGUUUGUAGAUGGAGCUAAAACACUAGAGCUUGCUGAUCUUUAG
This is a messenger RNA of Clonostachys byssicola, 3120 nucleotides long. NCBI's taxonomy places the organism in Eukaryota, Fungi, Ascomycota, Sordariomycetes, Hypocreales, Bionectriaceae. The record is from the annotation of a GenBank genome assembly.